ACAUAAUCAAUGGUCAGUGAUAUUUUUCGUCUGCUGUGAAAUAGUCGUAGAGGUAAAAUAUUCAUAAAUUUCGUAGAGUGAUUGUAUUUUCGAUUAAUCCAAUGUCUGAAUUACAAUUACUGUAUACAUUAAUAUUUUUGACUUUAAAAUAAUCGCUGCUUCGAUCAUUUCUAAGUAGAAGAUUGUGGUUUAGAUGGUACAAGUUAUAGCCACAUUCAUAGGAGCCGUGCUUGAAACGGCUACUUGGUGACGAUCAUGGCAGUGAACAAUGUCCAAGGACGACACGUCCGUCAGUCGAGCAAGAACACUCUCCUGAAAGUGGUCAUACUGGGUGACGGUGGCGUGGGGAAGUCGUGUUUGAUGAACAGAUUUGUGAGCAAUCACUUUGAUGAGCACUCCUUCCAUACGAUCGGUGUUGAAUUCCUCAACAAAGACAUAGAAAUUAAUGGGGAGAUAUACACACUACAGAUCUGGGACACGGCAGGACAGGAGCGGUUCAAGAGUCUGCGCACACCCUUUUACCGCGGCUCCGACAUCUGCCUGCUCACGUACGCCGUGGACGACCGCGCGAGCUUCCGCAACCUGCAGAUGUGGCGCAGCGAGUUCCUGUUCUACGCGGACGUGCGGGAGGGCGCGGCGUUCCCGUUCAUCGUGGUGGGCAACAAGGUGGACGUGGGUGCGGGCCGGCGGGAGGUGGCGGGGGACGAGGCGCGCGCCUGGUGCGCGGAGCACGGGGGCCUGCUGUACGUGGAGACCAGCGCCAAGGACGCCACCAACGUGGAGGAGGCCUUCUCGCUGGCCGUGGAGGGGUGGGCGCGGCUAGAGGCGCGGCUGGACCGGCCGUACGUGGGCGAGACCGUGGACCUGCGCAGGCAGCCGCCGGAGCAGCGGUCGUCCUGCUGCUUGGCCGCGGGGAGCGCGGCCGAGUGAUCCGGCCUGCCCCGCGGAGUUGUGUGCAGGGAAGUAGCUCAUAGCUGGGGGCAAUACCUGCGCUGUUCUAGAUGAGUUUAUCGUCACUCAAACCAUACACCAUUCGUCAGCAAAAUGUACAAUAAUAUAUUAAUUAUUACAAAAAUAAACACAUAAGCACUUUACAGCAUAAUACCGUAUUUACUCGUGUAUAGCGCGCCCUCGUGUAUAGUGCGCACCACGAUUUUUCAACAAAUUCAAAAAAAAAAAUUAUAAUUUUUUUUUCAUAAAUAAAUUUUACUAACAUUUUGUGGUACCUGUUAAGUAAUUACUUAUGAAACAAAUGAUUAUUUACAUUGAUGUGUGGUGAUGUGUCAGGAAAAUAGUUAAAUUCAGUACUCUUCUACCUGAAAGUGAAACUUUUGUGGCAUACUGUACCAUCUGAAACGACAGCGCAAGCUAAACUCUGCUGUGUAGACGGAAGAUAAUGAAGCGCUGUAUCGUCACAACUGGUACAAGGACGGGAGGGAGGGAGGCAGGCAGGAACGGGACUAUGACCAUCAAGUAACCUUGACAGUUGACAGGACUAAACACCACCACUCCCGUCACUGUUGCUAAGCUGGCGCGGAGGACUAGAUGACUCACCUCGCGCGCACACGUGUGUGUGUGUGUGUGGGGGGGGGGGGGGGGGUCACCCAUCACGCGGCAGUUAACGACUACCACUCCUCCUCCCCGCCUACCCCCCUUAAAUGGGCCUUCUCUAUCAAAACGUUUAUUUAUUAUUAUAAAUCGAUUUUACUUUGAAUGACUCGAAAGUAAUUAGACUCGUUCUAAUGUGUUUAUAGAAUAAAGGCAAAAGAACUAAUCAUUUUAUAUUAAUUUGUGGGCGCCAACAACUUUUAAAAGUAUUUAGAUAUGUCGACUUGAUUAUGAAUGACACAAUAUUCGCAACGUGAUCGGGAAAUAACCGUUAUCAGUUUUCAGUGACAUUCCAUAAUUAUCAACAGAUAUUCAUAUUUCUUUAAUACCAGUAAAAUAGUAUCAAACUCAUUGAACCUAUUUUAUUGCAAGUCUUCACUCAGCGAAAGUUUACUAUACAAAAUUUAUUCAAAUUUAUUUAUUGUCCUGACUAUUCAGUAGGUAGAGCUGGGUAUUUUGUGGAAAAAUUCGUAAGUUCAUUAGAUUAGUUGACAUACAAACUUUUUAACUUUAACUCAAGUUGUCACUAGACUUAAACAGUAUGGUAUUGGUGUAAAGAGUAUUUAAAACUGAUUUCACGUGAUGUUGACUAUUCCGGUAUGUUAGUUUUUGCAAAGCUAGUAAGUUUUGUAAAAUUCCUUUACAAAUAUCUGACCAACCUGUUAGUAUAGUUCAGUAGUAACGAACUAUGCAUUACGAUGUCUGUCUUCGUUGUACGGGAACUCAGCAACGAAUAUUCCACGUCUUCAUCCUUGAAACGCCACUCCGCUGUUUCAUGUCUUCGUCCUGGGAACGCCUCGUAGCAAUUCUUCGUCUUCGUCCUGGGAACGCCUCUUGUUAUUUGUCUUCGUCCUGGGAACGCCUCUCGCUGUUUCCGGAUGGUCUCGUACAGUCAAUUAUUCAGAAUAUUUUAUUCUUCGUCCUGGGAACGCCUCGAUGUUACUUCCAAUCUUCGUACAAAUAAUAAUUCUUCUUCAAUUCAAUAAAUAUUUCCAAAUUAUCAAUAUUAUCAAUGUCUACUAUUAUUUUUUGCCAUUCUUCAAAGUAUUCCAACAGUCAUAAUUCCAAUUUCUGCAGUAAUAUAAUGUCACGUCUAGCUUAUCCGAAGGUUCCUAUAUCAAUUCUCCUUUUUGUUUUCUCACUUAAAAUUCGAAACAAACUUUUAUUUUCCAGCAAUAGUUUUUGUUAUACCUUUUCGACCAAUACCAGAUUGUUUUACAAACUCUUAGUCAUAUAAUAUUAAACAUGAACUUUUGAAAAUACCCUCCUUAUUGGUUAAACAAAAUAUCUCAUUCCUUUAGCAAAGAAGUUUUACAUUAAAAGAUAUAAAUACAAAAUUACUGACUUAUGGUUCAUAGAGAAAUAAAGAAAUGUGCUCAGAAGUGAAAUUAUAAAAUAUGAUACAUUAAUUUAGUUCCUCCAUCUUGUUAAAUAAAGUUGACAAGUUCAACCUUUAUACCCUCAACUUUUUUUUUCCGUGUAUAGCGCACAUCCUUGAUUUUUUUCCUUUACUUGAGGGAGAAAAGGGCGCGCUAUACACGAGUAUAUACGGUAUAUCAUUUCACUGUAUGUUAAAUGUAUAGUGAAACUAGCUGGCCAAUCGAGAGAACACAAUUUUUUUUUACAAGCGAUAGGUGACUUUCAAACUAUUGUUUAGCAAGUAUUGUCCCCUUUCUCAUAGCAGCUUUCUUCUCAAGUAGUCAGCACGGCUUGGUUGGAUCAGCUUUUGUAGCACACACUAUUUAUGUGAGUAGUACGUAAUAUUUGGCUACAAAGGAGUAAGUUGUUGGUAGUCUUAAAUUAUGUUAUUUAUUUCAAAGCUUGGCUUCAGAUGUCAAGUUGUCUCAAGUAUUCAAUAUGCGAACUGCAAGAUGUUACAUGUAAUCUUUUAUGAGGCAUUAUUGAAUAUUUUGUGUAAACUAAAUAUUAAUUUGAAAAAUGUUAUUGUUACUGUACAAUUUUAUUAUUGCUUUUGUUAUAAACAUUGCAUGUUUUAGUGCAUAUAUAGUCAACAUUGUUUUAAUUAAAAUUAAAUAAUAUAAUUAUAGCUGAUUUUGUUGUGCAAAGUUAGGCAUGCAUUCAUUGAGUUUUAUAUUUAUAUUAAUAACAGAAUUUUUAUUUAUAUUCAACCAACCUUUAAAAUAAACUUUACUGAAAGAAGCAGUAUAUUACUCGCUCAAUUUAUUUAUAUUUAGUCAUAUAUUUAGUUAAGUUUUGUUUUUUAUUGGUUUACAAAAUUUAGUGGAACCAGAAUAAUUUAAGCUUGUUCUCACUAAGACUAUUCUCACAAUGUUGGUGUGGAUUGUGUGUGAGUAACAUUCCUCAUUAAAUAUUUGUUUAUGAUUAUUUUGGCCUCAUAGUUUCUAUAAUAAUUAAUUUACAAAAUAUUGGGGAAGACCAGAUAGGCUAGAAACAUGACAUUGUUAGUUUGUAACACAGUUAUUUUGUAACAUCAUGAGCAUUAAAGGUAAUAUACAGGCAGGAAAAGAAUCUUCUGUAGCUUGUUCUUUAUUCCUUGCUGAAAUUCGCAGAUACAUACUUGUUUAUAGUAAUGCUGCUGUCUUUGGUUGAUCUAACAUCCAACCUACAUUUUUAUUUUUAUAUUGUUAACUUUUAUAAUAUUUAGAGGGCCAUUGUGUUUCUUAAUGAACAGAUGUUUCCUGUUAUGGAAAGAAGCAAUCGGGUUCAUAUAAUAUUUGUAAUAUUUAUGAACUUGCAAAAAAAAGUUCAGCAUUUUUUUUAAUUUGUGUGUACAAGAAUGAAGAGAACUGUCUAAAAGAUCUCCAUAAAUUUUCUUGAAUUUGAGUAACAGAAAAUACGUAAAUGUUUGUAGUAUGUUUUAAACGAUCAAGAGACUGGCUUCUAAAAACUGAAAUUUGUUGCUUAUGGAUGUACAUAGACAGUGAUUGUAUAAGAUUGCAGAUUUUUUUUUACGUAUAUUGGUGAAGUUGUAGCUUGAUGUACGCAGGAAAUGAAAUAGUUAUUGACUGUUCUAGCUAUCGAGAUGCGUGAAUACUCAUUCCUUUGCAACAUAAAAGCUGGAAUUAUUCAGACAUUCAUGGAGUCGGUUACCAAAUAACACGUGCACAGCUUUGCUUCAGUGAGAUUCUUUAAAGGGGCGGUAUUCAAUGUAAUGUUCACUUGUUUCCUGCACGUGAACAUCAAAACAUGUUGUAAUUGCCUUAAUGUGAAGCUUCCCAUAUUUUGAAUCUUUGGCUGCAGAGAAAUAAAUCCUGUCAGCUCACAAAUCUGUCACAUUAAUGGAUGACUUGACAAGGGAAAUACCAUCACUAGUAGUUUAUCCUUUGCAUAUCUUAUUAUGACAUGCCUGGUAAUUCAUGGAGGACUGUCCUGUUGUAACAGUGACUGGCUCUUUUAAAUAAAAAAAAAUUGUCUUCAUCAGGUACACUGCAUUGAAAAUUUUACAGGUGACAUGUGAUUAGAUCAUGUUAUUUCUUUACUUUUUUAUGCAGUGUGAUCCUGAAAAUAUUUCAUGUAAGUUUGAUUAUGUUCAAAAAGGUUUGACAUAUAAGAUUCCUGUUUGACACAAUAAUAAUUCAGUUUUGUGUUGUAUUUUUUUUACAUGAUUACAGUAUUCCAGAUAGUGUAAAAUUAUGAAUUAAACUGUAUUGCGCUAUAUUAAAAUUUCGAUACAGAUUUGAAAAUCCUUAAAUUAUUGGGAUUUGAAAUCAUUUGCAAAAUAUUUAAAUGUGUAACUAAGAUUAGAGCCCAAAACAAAUUGAUCUGAAUCAUCAUAAAAGUUUUAAUGAAUCCCAUUUUUCUGUUAAUUGAAUUUCCUGAAGGAUUGGUGAAGGGUUUAUAUAGGUAGUAUGUUAUUGAGAAAGAGAUGCAGGGAAUACUUUCAAAUUGUUAUCAAACUUGGGUACUAAGAGGGGUUUUUAUCUGUAAAAGUGCUAUAUGUAAAUGCAUUAAUUAAUAUGUGCAAUGAAUCAGAAAAAAUGCAAAUUAUUAUACAUAUAUGGUUAGUUGUUUCCCACUUUUACUCGUGAAGACACAUUAGUAUUGAACUUGUAAUGAAAAAACAAUAUACCUUAAAUCCAUAAAGCUAGGAUUUGCCACAUAUUUUUUAUGGUAAAUGUGUUGUUAAAUUGUCAAUAAACAUGUUACUAUGGAAUCAUGGAUCACAAAAAGAAACAAAAUUGAACACCCUGCCAUAUGUCAUAUGCAAAGAAAAGUAGAGGAAGUAUAUUAAGGGUUGUGUUUUAAUGGUAGGCAAUUGACAAUACUUUCAGCACUUGCAUCACUGUAUGUGGAAGUGCUGAUCAUUUGAAGAUGGGUGCAUCUCGCUAUAUUAUUGUAAACUGUGUUCUGUUGCAACCUGUGUUUCGAAACAUGUAAUGUCAACUCAUGUAGAUUUCCCAGUGCUAAACGGGGGCCAGGCAGAGUACCUGUUAUCUUGACUUGGAAACACAUGCUCUCUCACGUCUUCACUGUUACGUUUCAUUGGUCGACCCACCGCCGGGACUAAACGAAACACGUACGCAGCGACCUUGGCAUCACUGGCAGAUACUGAGCAGGAAACAACUUGGUCAGACCGGACUACUCUCUGCCUAAUUUCUGCUGCUUUUUAUUAUGCUUGUGGGUAUUUACUAGGCACAAGCAAAUCAAUUUUUUUUUAAAUUUAAAUUGAUUACCAAAUUAUUCAGGAAUUGGUUUAAAUAUUCAGUAAUUUUUUUUUUACUCUUCAAAGGAAUCUAAGAAAAAUGGCUGCAUUAUACAAUAAAAAGAAAAAGAGAACAAACCUGGAACCUAAUUAGAAACAUUUUUUGUUGAUCCAACUGGUUAAUUACUUAAACAAUUUUUUUUGCUGCAGGAGAUGCAUGCUACAUGAUUACUUGCAGUAGAUUGUUGUAGAUCUCAAAUAUUUUUCUGCUUCCCAAUUUGUAAUACUAUAUCAUAUGAUAUAAAGUAUCUGUUAAUACACAGUUAAGAAAGUGAUGGUGCCUAAAGUAGUUAUGUUAUUAUUUGAUUAUGGUGAUAUGUUAACUCUAAGCAGUUUUAAACUGUUCCAUCACAAGCCUAGUAGCCUAUCAUUAGGGGCCGGAAAAAUUCGCAAUUUGCGAUAGAUGCGAUUUUUUUGCGAAUUUUGAGGUUAGAUGCGAUUUUUUACUAAUUGUUGUUAUAAAUGCUAUAUUUGCGAAAUCGCGGUAAAAUUGCCAUUAUCGGGCGAAAAACCACUAUAGAAUGCAACAAAAUGGCUUGAACACACAUUCCUCAAAGUAUUUUUUUUGAAAAUAGCCACCAUAACACAAUUACCGUAAACAAUAGCUUCUGACAAGGCUUGUUGAAGGAAUAAAAUCCGAAUCCUAACCUUUAUUUAUAAAACAUUCCUUAACCAAAUAUCACGCAUGAUAGUAUAGAAUAAGUAAUUUUGUAAAUUUAUUCUUUACGAUUUACUCAAGAUACCGUUGAAUGUUGUUUAGAAAAGAAUGUUCACACUACUUAUCGACGCAGUUAUUUUGUUUUGUUAGAUCACAUCACGUUCGCCUACGUUCGCCAUUGCAUCGUGUGUUGCCUGUUCAUGAAGAGUAUCUAACCUAACAAAACAAAAUUUCCCGGGAAGCGCAUCACGGGAACCAACAACCUAGAAAAUAUCUAGGUCGUUGACGGGAUCGUAGUGAACUUGCAAAGAUAAAAAUGAAAAUAUUUUAAAUGCUGAAAACUACUACAAAUAUUUUAGUACGCGGUUUUUUACAUUCGUUGAUAAUCACUUUAGUCUUCAAAUUUUUUUUCUGAUCAAUAUUUUACAUAGGGACAAAUCAUACAUUUUGUGGUGCACAUUUAGCGUACUGAAGUUGGUCAACUCGAAUCGUCAGUUUGUUUCCAUCUGAAAUUACUAGUGGUCAAACGUUUGUUUACAAAUACCGUUUAAUGAUUUUGGUUUGUGUUAAAAUUCGUCAUAAUGGGUAUAAACACUAUUACAACUUCUUGUAUUGUUAUGUAACUUUAAUAUCUUAUGCAAAUUUCUCAAAAAUAGAUGCUAAUUUCUGGAAAAUAGAUGCUAAUUUUCAACAUCAUAAAUGCUAAUUAUGUAAUAAAUAGAUGCUAAUUUUUCCAGGCCCUACCUAUCAUGUAUUAUAUUGCAAGCCUUCCAGAUAUCCUGGUGGCUUACAUUCACACAGCAUAAGCAAAUAAAUGACCAUCAGCUACAUGUUGAAACUUUAAGCAGAACUAACUAGUAUAAGCUUUGCAGAAUGUACAAUAGUUCUGUGCUGUUAAAAUUGUCCUGUAUUGAGUGGGCACAUUGUUAUGGUAUGAACUAUGGUAGUGUGUUUGCCACCUCCCUUAGUUUUUUUUAUCAGAAAACAUUAGAAUGUGUAUUUUCUGAAGGAAGGAAAAACCAAUAUAUUCAUAAAUGUAUAAUUUUUAAAUUCUUUUAUUUUUAACUACCAAAUAGUUUUAGCAAUAUUUGAAAUAUUCUGUAAAUUUUUGUUGUGAAAUAAUGUUUUGUUCUAUACUCUCUUUCUAAGUAAUUUAAUUGAUGAAUGUUUAGCAGUCAAGGUAAAUGUAUAUACCAAUUACAUUUUAUACACCUUAGUUGCAUCCAACCUUAUAGCUGUAGGUGUAGCAAAAGGUUAACUUUUAAAAAUCCAUGCUUAUUACUGCAUUGCCUUUGUGAAUAAAUUUGCCUUAUGAUUAAUGGUUUGUAAAUAAAAAAGAUUUUCUAUAAUCUCUACCCACAUAUGAUAUGUACGCUUGUUAAGUAUUUGUUGCACUCGUACAUUCAUGUAAUACACACUGCAAUAAUCUUGAAUGCUAAAUGUGCUUUAUAUUUUUUGGAAAACAUUUAGUCUAUUUUGAAUAUAUUUACAUUUGUGUGUGACAGAUAAGUAGCUAGUUGGAUAGCUGUGUAUUGUGUGGGUGAAAUGUGUUAAAUUACUGUCCAUAAUUCGGUUAACGUGGUUAAUACGGAAACAGUUUAUAAAUGAGUUGUAUACAUGUGAUAAAAAUUCAGAAAAUAUUAAUAAAUUGUUAGUAAUCUUUUUGUACAAUAGUUAACUAUGAUUUGUACAAAUGUGAGGUAGUGUCUGACUUCAAUCUAUUUUAGUUGGAUUUUCUUCUAAAAGAUAUAGUAAUGCAAUCCCUUUACAACUGCGCAAACAGGUCACAGACGUGAUGGUUUAAAAAGACUGUGUUUUUCAUUUAAUGAAGUUAUGUAUGUAAAAGAAGUUUACAGACCCUUAUCAAAUAUUCUUAACUUCUAAAAGCUCUGAAAAACUCAAAAUUUUUGUGACUUGUUUUGUAGCGAAGAAUUUAACUUGUAUGCAUGUAAUUUUUGUUGAUGUCUUAUUUUCUAGAUUAAUUCUUUAAUACUCAUCUUCCUAAGAAUUAAAAUCAAAUAAUUUAAAUUCCAAACCAACUAUUCUAAUUCUCAAAUGUUAAGUAACACAUUUAAGAAGACUGAAUACAAGACCACUUUUAAUAAGAUGCAAAAUAAUCUUUAAUAUAAGAAAUUCUCCUGAAUAUAAAACCUUAAAGCAUUGGAAUUCGAUACAGCAAUAAUAUUAUAACUUUAGAUGGGCCAAUCAAAUCCUUAAAUCUUGCAAAGUCUUUAUUAUAUGAAAGACUUGAUAUUUGAGGGAAAUUAUUUUAAAAAUAUUUGAGGAAGGCAAAUUAGGAAAUCCAAACACUAGCAGUUGGUAAAUAAUAAUUAGGGAUUUUAGUGACUUUUGGACAUACCUUAAUAUUAGAAAUGGGCUGGUUAAAUCCUAAAAUGCCAUUAAAUCUCGUUAAGUAUUGGAAAUAUUUGAUUUUUUAAGUAAAAUAUUCAGAGAAAAAUAUUGGAGUAAAUUCAAACAUUUAAAACUGGCAACCCUGGUCUAUUUGUGUUCUUCUUCAUACCUAUCUUGUUACCAUUCCCCCAUUUAUGUAAAUAAAAUUAUGGUAUAUAUUGAUUCAGAAACUUAGUUCAUAAGACAAUCAUAUAAUACAGUAGAAUCCGGAUAUAACGACCUUCAAGGAACCGGCGAAACUAUGUCGUACUAACCGGAUGACGUACAAAACGGUUUAGGUAAAUAAAACAUUUUGUAGGAUAUAUGUAUAAUCACAUAUACUUUAUUUUAAUGGUUCUUACACAUUCCAAUUAUAAACAUAGGUACAUAAUGUACUGUAAUACAAAGAGAUAAAUUACAUACACACGCACUACAUGAAAAACUCUGUUACUAACUAACGUAGAAAGUCCGUUAUUUGAGUUUGUUUUUGACAAGCUUUUGUUCGGUAGUAAGAACUUCGAACAGCAUUGUGAAUUCGUGACAUCAUUGUUUUCAUUAGAUCAUCAUCGAAGUUAGUCUGAACAAACACAUUGAGCGUUUCCGCAGCCUUCAGAACAUCAGACACACUCACGGUAGGGUGAUUCUCCGCUGGUUCGUCAUCAUCACCAUCGCUAUCUUUGCCAUUCGCGUCGUUGGCGAUGAUAUUUUCCACAAUGUUUUCAUCAGACGGUUCUUCACAAGUGGCGACAGCAUCGUCGACACACGCGUAUAGUUCAAAGUCCUUGUUUGUUAUGGGUAACUGAUGCUUAUCAAUAGCCCUCGCCCAAGUUGGGGCGCAGAGGUAUUGGUAGGUUGUGUAAACAAAACAUUGUGCGUCGUUUUAACCGGACGUAAUAUUAUAAAAUUCAUAAUUAAUGGUUGCUGUAAGCAGUUGGUCACUUAAAACGGAGUCGCACUAAACAGUUUAUUUUCUCAGUACCUAACUAUGAAACCUAACUUGAGUAAACAUUAUCGUCAUUAAAAGCGGUUAGUCGUUACAAGCGAAGUCGUCGUAUAUGAAUUCUACUGUAGUUGAAUGUUCCAACAUUACAGUUAGUAUGUAAAUUUGGAUUUCUUGUACAUAAUGAAAUUUUUAAUCCUUGACUUUGGAUUCUAGGUGUAAAUGUAAGGUACUCUUAAUGAUUCAAAUUCCAGGAUUAAUUUUUGGAAAAUUGGAAUCUGACCUAUUACUAAUUAUAUGUAACUGUAAUUUGAACACCAAUAAUACUGUUGGUUCAGAGGAUAUUGGAUAAAGGGCUGUAAAUUGGCGUCAGAAUUAAUAAUAUAUAUAUAUAUGUGUGUGUGUGUAUGUGUGUGUGUGUGUGUGUGUGUAUAUAUAUAUAUAUAUAUUAAAUUUUUAAUUUUCUGGAGCACUAUGUAUAUGAUUUAAGGUUUAUUACUCAAAAUAUAUUUUCGCCUUUCGGCUAUUCUUGUUAGCACUAUGACAUAAAACAAAACCUUUUAGCAUUGGAUCUCAUGUUUUUAACUCAUUUAAAAACCAUUUUUUAAUUUUUUAUCCUGAAUAAUGGCACAGUAAUUAAUUGAUGAUUGACAAUGUCAUGUUUAUGUAUGUAUAAAGUAGUUAGUAAGCACUUGAUGAUUGUGCUGUGUUUAAUAAUGUAACAUUGUACACGUCAGCUUAUAUCUAACAUAUCUGGAGCCAACAGAUUUCAUAUAAAUGUAACAAAGAUAUUUGUUUCGCAUAGUACCUUUGAAAGAAAAAUUCAAUAUUGUGCGAAAAAUUUAUAAACAUCCAUUAAGUCUGCAAGUAAGAAACAGAAUUUAGUUUUAUAGUACCGUAGUUUUGUUAUUGAGCUUUGAUUUUUUAUUUUGUUCUCAUUUAUGCAUUAUUAAGUAUGGAAGCUUUGCAGAAAGAUUUAUGGUAAAUUGUGCACAUUAAGUUUGAUGCACAAAGUACAGUUGAUGCCAGGGGCGUUAACAUGGAUAAUCCCCCACCAAUGAAAGGAAUGAAUUCGAAAGCAAACGGCUGGCAAACUGGUUCUAUCCCGCACCCUCCCAAAUUUAAUUUCUAUGUACGUUCUUGGUUGUAGCUCUUAGGUUCAGCACAUUUUGCAAUCGGGCACAGAUUGAGCCACUACACUUUAUUUUUUUCAUGUAAAUUCGGGCAUUUGUUGGUGGGACCACAAAGUCGCCUCCCUGCUCUGUCCCUGUUUUUAAUUCACUCAAUGUUUUGAGCAGCUUAUUACCACUUGUUUUAAAUAUAAUUGUACUAUUUACUAAUUACUAUAAAAUCUUUGGUAUUCCCUUUAAAACCAUUUUGAUUUUUGAUAACCUGACAAAAUCGCUAACUUGCCAUAGCGAUGGUCUCGAACAUGAGUAUUAAAGAGCCUUUACUGUAUCAAAAUAAUCUCUUGUUUUAUCAAUUACAUAGGAACAUAGGUUCUGCAGUUGAAUUUGUAGAUUUUGUCAGAAAGCCGCCUAUUGGAUUAGGAUAAAUGCUAAGCAGAAGUUUAUUUUACUGGGAUUUUUUUUUUUAACUAAACCAUAUUUAUUUUUGUUCAAAGUAGUCAAAUUAUUUUUGCAUCUUGUAGUUGAAACACACUGCCAUGAUUAUGUUUAUAUUAUUUUAUACUGUAAUUUACAUUGGAAAAAGUCAGGGAAUGUUUUAUAUUAAAAAAAAAUAAUUCAGAUUGAAACAUAACCUAUUUUACUCUAAACCAAAAUACAAAUGUUAUAGUCAAUGUGGCAGUUACCAAAGAACCCUCCGCCUCGAGUGACUAGUAACCUUUAAAAGAUGGGAAGUUGUAAUGAAUGGAAUAGCUUUAAAAAUCAUUGCAAAAGGAAUACGAGAAGUUUAUAUUUAUUCCGUGUUAGCUUGUAGCAAUAUCCGCCCAUGGUGGGAAACUGGUACAGUGGCAGGGUGAAUGGAAAUCUAACACCUGCUAGUCAAAAUGUCACAAGGCUUGUCGUCCAUAGAGAAAAGCCUUUAUCCGAGAACAUUUUGUACGAAACUUUUCAUUCUAGUAAUGUCUGGGAUCGUGAUGCAAGCGCAGAACAGUUGAUAAUUGCAAGUCUUGUAUUUCUCAGGAAGAUGUCUCUGCUAGCCAACUCAUUUUUUUAAGAUUUAGAACCAAAGUAUGGUAUUUUUAAGAUCAUUAAAUUUUAUAGUUAAAACUUAAGUUGUUAUUCAUUAUGUACUUGUACAUCAACUGUAUUAGUCCAAAAAUAAGCUGACCAUGAAUAUAUGUAGAUACAGUAAGUCCUCUAUUUACGUCGUACCGAUUUACGUCGUUUCGGAUUAACGUCGCUAAUGUUUGAGUACUCGUGUUUCAAUUUAAGUUGUCGCCGAUUCACAAUAACGUUGUUUACAAUGACCGUAAAUCUUUAUUUUAACCAAAACACCGUAUAUAAUUCGUUUAUAAUUCUUUGUUUCCUUCGGUAGUUAAUUUAUGCUAUGUAGCGUAAGCUACACGUUCACCGCCUUAUCUUAUCAUACAUCAUGAGGGACGCUUCCUGCUCUCCGCUGCUUUAUAUUUCAAUCAAUAAAGGUAAUAAAGCAGCUGGUUAAAUAACCAUUCUAUAAAGCUGAGAAGUACUAGUUGGACUUGUUUCCCAUGCUGUCGGUUGUCAUUUGCUGAUAAAAUUGCCCGUUGUCACAUCUGUAUGCCAGCGCUUCCGGCCGACCUUGGGCCGUGGCCGGCCGGUGGCAUGAAACAUGGCUCAUUUUGCGUAGUUUCUAUUUACGUCGUGGUUUUCAGGAACGUAACCCCGACGUAAACCGAGGACUUACUGUAUGUUUAUUCUUCGUCUACCCUAGUUAUGACUGCUAGAAACUUACUCUGCUGUUCUUCAAAUAGUAGAUACUGAAUUGUGUAAUUGAGAGUUACUAAAGAUAAUAUUUUGUAAUCCAAGUUUACAAAUAAUUGAAAAUUAUUUAUAAAAAUUAUUUUGUUUCACUAUUGUAAAUUUUGUAUCCUUUUUUUCUUUCUUCAAUUAAUGCUUAAGUUGAAUACAUAUCAAUGUUUAGUUUUAUUAUUAUGAGGGUGAUAUUGUCAUAAAAAAAAAGUUAGGCUGAUAUUCAGACCAAAGUAUGUAGUACUUACUUGAAAUAGGUAGUUGUUGUGGUUUCAAUGGCAAUAUGUAUGAUGCAUACAUAAUUUUAAUUUGUUACUGAGUAAAAUGCCAAAAUAAUUUGGUUUGACCGUAAAUGACUUAAGUAUUAUAUGUUGGAUAAAAUUUAAAGUAAAGCAAUGAAGAUAAUGUUUUGUUCAAAAUGUGUAUAGAAUGGAUCUGUGAGACUGACUUAAAUGUUUUUGAUUCGUUUGUAUAUGUGUUAACUUUUGACAAGUGUCGCCUUAGCACAUUCCUAAUACGUACUCCGAAAUUGAUCACGUUACCAUUUAUUUUGAUGUCCUCCAAGAGUAGUCAUUCAAUUCUAUUAAUUUUCUUGUUUCUUCCGUAUUUUCCAGUGUAUAUUCAAAAACCAAAUCUGCUUGGUACUCUUCCUAUAUGACAAGCAGUCUUGCAUCUGUGCUUAUGUUGCUGUUGCAGUGUCUGCAAAAGAAAACCUAGUCGGAUUUAACGUUCUAGACGUGAACACUCACCCAGGCCACAUCUUAAACGAAGGUGAUGAUUUAUUUUACCAUUUACAUUACUGAAAAACUGACCUAGUGUUAUAUGCUGGAGAAUACGGAAAUGUGCAUUCUGUACCAUUUUAGUAUAAGUAGUCAUCAACCAAAGAACAUUUAUUUAGAUAAUUGUAUGCCUUUUUUUUUGCAUGCAAUACAAACUAUAUGUUCAAUAAUGGCUGCUUAAUAUGGUGCUAAUGGCUCUAAUCAUGUAUUGUAGAAAGAGUGAGGAGUGUAUAACACAGUAUUAAAUUCAAUCUCUUUUUACAAUUGAAACUUGCUUUGCUUAGUGAGGGCACUCUUUCUUCCUCCCAACAAAAAUAAAAUGAGGAUAAUAGAUAAGCUACUGAAACCAACAGCUUUAGAGCCAUGGGUAUAAGUUCUUGUUAAGUUUAUACCAGUGUUUGCUCUAAAGUUGCAUUUAGCGAGGUUAACAAAAGGAAAUCUUCAUAGAAUUUUCGAAGAGUUGAUUCAUUACAUUAGUAAUUUGGAUUAAAAAGCAUACAGAGAAGUAAGUUGAAAGUAAAAUUAAAUUUUGUAUUUUGCAGUUGAAUUUUGCUAGGAAAGUCACAGUACUAUGCUUUUAAUUUUUGCAUGUGAAAUAUCUAACCUCGGUAACGAGCAAUUUCAUGUCUCAUGUUGCAAAUACAAUUAUAAUUCGAAACUGACUCAAAAUUUAACGUAGAAUACAAAAAAAAAAAAUGCAGUGUGUGAUAAAUAUAUGUAGGUAAAUUGAUUUUUCAACUACAUUUCUGGACGCGAAUCUUGCAUAGUUUUCGCACUUGCUGCUAGAAUUCGCAGCCGCAGCAGCUAUGGCAACUAUAAAUCAUUCGAUUUGCAAAGCCAAAUUUUAAACUAUGUAAUGAAACUGUGAAAAAGAUGUAUAUGAUUUUUAACAAGGAAUUUUAUUAAAAUACUCCUUAUCUUGUUAAAAUUCAUACUAUAAAUUUUCCCUUUGUCUUUAUGAACUUUUAUAUCCAUCUGUUACAGAUGGCAGCACUGUGGUUGUUACAUAUUUCCAUUCCUUGACGUCUUGUCACAUUCGAGAAAUUACUUCCACCGAAUGCUGUAUACAGAUUACACAUCAAAACAAAAGUUGAUUUUUCUUUAGCUACCUUGUCAAAAUAAUUUUUUAUCCUUGAUUCAUCUUUUUGGUUUAGGUGCCUGAACUUUGUAAAUCUAACAAUUUUAAUUUCUAAAAAAUUAUGUUUAAAUAGGCUGCCUACUUAAAGAAUGUUGUGAUCUAUCCACCAUUGUUUAGGCUUGGUAGAUCAGAUCAACUGUGUUAAAAAAGACUGAGACUUUACUAUGGCAUGUUUCAUGGCUAAAUCUAAUUCUGAUUAGCAGUUUUUUUUAUUAGGUAUUCUUCAAUCAGGAUGAUCUUGGUCUGCAAUAGUGACAUGCAAUAAAAACAAAAGUGUUUAUCUCAUAUUCUUUUGUUUUCCUACGACAAUUUUGAUAUUCAUUAUUAUUAUUAUUAUUAUUAUUAUUAUUAUUUUUAUUUGGAAAGAAAACAGCAAAGUUGGUUAGAAACACCAUUUUCCUUUCAAAAUCAAAUGUGGCUUUAGAAGAGUCAUAUUUUAAAUCACAAUUUUUUCCCAGUUUUAAACAGUAUUUAAAAAAAUUCUUAAUGAAUGUAGCAAAUGCAGAGACAUAUCUAUUUACGUGCUUCAUUUUCAUUCCCUUCUAAAUUAUUCUGGUCUUCUAUUAUUAUGCAUGGCUAUCCAUAACAUUAAGACCUCCAGGAAUAAAGUGGGCUUGAAAAAAAUUCAGUGAACCAAUUGCUCAUAAAUUUGUCAUCCAGGAGGAGGAUUGAACACACAUUCGUCAAUGGAAAGCAAAUCAGUGUAGAUUUGCAACAAAUUAAAUAUAUUAACUUAAUGCAAAAAAAAUUGGUAUGAAUUUCAAAACAGUCACUGUGAAACUAUUUUUAUAAGUAACUAUCACUAUUCCAGCUUGUGGGUGUUUGAAUGAAUCUUUUUUUUUAUUAUUAAUUUUCAACUCUCAAUGAGUUUAAAAUAUCCCCCCCCAAUUAUCCUCUUCAUUUAACCUUGCUACCAGUUGUUGAUCUAUACAAAACACCUUAAAAAUCAUUAUACAUAACCAAUAAGAAAGUGUGUUACAAAGUUCAGUACAACAUCAGUUUGUAAUUAUAAAAUGGAAUUAUUUGUUCCUUACUUAAUUUGUAAAUUUUAUGUGAGAAUUGAGUGCAACACAGACAACCCAAAUUUUAAUCUGGAAAUUCUAUACAUGUAGAUAAAUAGACAUGAAAAUGUGUGUCGGUUCACUUGCCUUGGUAAUAUGCUAUAAAAAAAAUGCAUAGUAUGUGUGUUCUUGUGGAAUCUGAUACUUUGCUGGAAAAAGCUUUAAUUCCAAGCUUGUUCUGGAAGAAAUAUAUUUUCACACUUUAUUGCAUCAAAUUAACUAUGAAGGAAUGUUUAUCAACAGUGUAUAAAUAUAAAUGUCCCCAAAUCUCCAGAAAAUGGGGAGAAUAAGUUUGCCAGUGUUUUCCUCUGCAAAAUAGGUGUAUCUGCCCAUCGAGGCUUCCACAAAUAUUACGACUGCAAACCCACAUAGUUGUGGUAUAAUCAACUCGCGUAUAAAUUCAUUCACACAUGCUACUACAUACGAAGCCAAUGGUAUAGCUAGAAGGUUAAACAAAAACUUUUACAUUUUGCUACUUUUAGUUUAGCGUUAAAUAUUAUAGAAUUUUUGUAGCUGAGCAGACUGAAAUGUAGAGAGAAGUGGAAGCAACUACUUUGUUCUUUUAUACAUUUUGAACUGUUAGAUGUAUAUAUACAAUGCUUGUAAAUGUUAUAUUUUGUAUUUUUAUUGUAAGGUGUGACGUAUCGAAUGCAGUGGCAAGGAAAAUGAAAUUUUAACCUGUAACAUUUUUAAGCAUUCCAUGCUUACAUUUAUAUUUUUUGUGAAUACAAAGAUUUUUCUUGUAAACUGAUGAAACAAUUUUGGUAAAAAAACAAAAUAAAAUAAUUGUGAAACCUUUA
Molecule: messenger RNA, 16974 nt
Organism: Bacillus rossius redtenbacheri
Lineage: Eukaryota; Metazoa; Arthropoda; Insecta; Phasmatodea; Bacillidae
Gene: Rab9
Product: ras-related protein Rab-9A
Exons: 3
Coding region: 256-930 (224 amino acids)
Biological process (GO): retrograde transport, endosome to Golgi
Cellular component (GO): lysosome; phagocytic vesicle; late endosome
Molecular function (GO): GTPase activity; GTP binding
Source: RefSeq, a predicted model, not a curated record